This is a messenger RNA of Dovyalis caffra, 366 nucleotides long. The record is from the annotation of a GenBank genome assembly. Lineage: Eukaryota; Viridiplantae; Streptophyta; Magnoliopsida; Malpighiales; Salicaceae.
AUGAUGGCAGAGGUAACACCGGUGGUGGUAGAGGUAACACCGGUGGUUGGACCGGAACCAAUGGUAGUGGAAGUGCUACUGGUGGUCAUUGGCGCAACAAUGAAGGGUGUGGAAGAGGAAGGAAAUGUGACUAGAGUGGCCGGGAAGGGCGUGGAUGAGGGCAUGGGAACGAGAGGUGGCUUAGGUAAUGGAAGGGGUGAUAACAACCACAAUAGAGGCGACUCAAGAAACAAUACCUCUUACCGACAUGAUAAUGGGAUGGCAACCGUUAAUAAUGGUGGUGGAAAUUUGGGUUACGGCUUCAUGAAAAUGUCUCCAUGGUUAAAGCCGGCACAACCUUACGAAUUUGAUAGAAAUUUGAUGUAA